Messenger RNA from Eruca vesicaria subsp. sativa (arugula), 1946 nucleotides. NCBI's taxonomy places the organism in Eukaryota, Viridiplantae, Streptophyta, Magnoliopsida, Brassicales, Brassicaceae. The record is from the annotation of a GenBank genome assembly.
AAAAAAAUAAAAAUAGCUGAGGUGCUGAGAUUGUUUCAUAAAAAUGAGAAAAAGACACAUUAUUGACCUCUUCUGGUUCAUAUAAAACAGAUUCUGUAUACGCACACAUACAUUCUUUCAUGUACUUGUGAAACUUAGAACACACAAAAAAACUUCAGUAACAUCUUUUAAUGAUGUCUGAAGAUGGCUACACCAAAGAAACUCCUUGUGAUUUUCCAAGAAACCCUCUUUGCAUCUUCCUAAGUGAUUUCAGAUCAGUUUUUAAAUUUGAUGAGCUCGGUUUGGAGAUAGCAAGAAUAGCUUUACCUGCAGCACUUGCCUUAACAGCUGAUCCUAUUGCAUCUCUGGUGGACACAGCCUUCAUAGGCCAAAUUGGUCCUGUAGAGCUUGCUGCAGUUGGAGUUUCAAUUGCUUUGUUUAACCAAGUUUCAAGAAUUGCUAUUUUCCCACUCGUUAGCAUCACAACUUCCUUUGUAGCAGAGGAAGAUGCUUGUAGUUCUGAUCAAAACACAGUCCAAGAUCAUAAAGAAUGUAUUGAAACUGAUUCCAUGCCAGAUGAAAAUAAAAUGGGUAGCAGUAUCUUUAGAGUUAAAUCUCCAGUCAAGAAAAGAAAAAUACCAUCAGCCUCAUCUGCUUUAAUCAUUGGAGCCGUUCUUGGCCUUCUUCAAGCUCUGUUUCUAAUAUCCGCAGCGAAACCUCUCUUGAGUUUCAUGGGAGUUAAACAUGAUUCUCCAAUGUUAGGACCUUCUCAGAGAUAUUUAUCUCUAAGAUCACUUGGUGCACCAGCUGUUCUUCUCUCGCUUGCGGCGCAAGGUGUUUUCCGUGGAUUUAAAGACACUACAACUCCAUUAUACGCAACGGGUAAUAUGCCAUGUUUUGUAAUAUGGUGGAAGUCCUUGAAACAGAACAAAGCUGAUGAUUCACUUUUAAUCUCUUCUACAGUUAUUGGAGAUGUCACAAAUAUAAUACUCGACCCGAUUUUCAUAUUCGUUUUUCGUCUAGGCGUUACAGGAGCAGCCACUGCUCAUGUUAUAUCCCAGUACCUUAUGUGUGGAAUACUCUUGUGGAAACUGAUGGGUCAAGUUGAUAUCUUUAACCUGAGUACCAAACAUCUUCAGUUCUGUAGAUUCAUGAAAAGUGGCUUUCUUUUACUGAUGAGAGUAGUUGCGGUGACAUUUUGUGUAACACUUUCCGCGUCACUAGCUGCACGAGAAGGAUCCACUUCCAUGGCAGCUUUCCAAGUUUGCUUGCAGGUUUGGUUAGCAACUUCACUUCUUGCAGAUGGGUUCGCUGUAGCUGGCCAGGCAAUACUAGCGAAUGCGUUUGCCAAAAAAGAUUACAAAAGAGCUGCAGCUACUGCCUCACGUGUAUUGCAGUUGGGACUGGUUCUCGGGUUUCUACUCGCGGUUAUACUUGGAGCAGGAUUGCAUUUUGGAGCAAGACUAUUCACCAAAGAUGAUAAAGUCUUACAUCGCAUUAGCAUAGGACUUCCAUUUGUGGCAGGGACACAACCAAUCAAUGCCUUAGCGUUUGUAUUCGAUGGUAUAAACUUCGGAGCAUCUGAUUUUGGCUAUGCCGCAGCUUCGCUAGUUAUGGUGGCUAUAGUUAGCGUUUUGUGUUUGCUCUUUCUAGCGUCGACUCACGGGUUUAUUGGUCUUUGGUUCGGUCUAACCAUUUACAUGAGUCUUAGAGCAGCCGUUGGAUUCUGGCGGAUUGGGACAGGAACAGGACCUUGGUCUUUUCUCAGGAGUUAAAAAUGAGGAUUGAAGAAAAGAGCAUGUUUUAGUUGUUCUUAAACCUUUUUCUCUCCUAAAACUGCAACUGAAUAAAAUACAAAGAAUAUGAAUGUAGAGAUACAAAUAAUUAUAAGCAAGCUAGUUAUACUCUUGUAUAUAUUAACGUUGUAUCUAUAUCUAGAGGGAGUUUGUCCAAAUUUUUGAUUUUCA